Molecule: messenger RNA, 1020 nt
Organism: Striga hermonthica
Lineage: Eukaryota; Viridiplantae; Streptophyta; Magnoliopsida; Lamiales; Orobanchaceae
Source: the annotation of a GenBank genome assembly
AUGCUCAGCACACUGGUUAUUAAGAAGCUGAAUCAAGCCAUUGUGAUUAUGAUUGCAAUUAGUGUUGGAAUCGUGUUCGGUUUUUUCAUUGGAGUCUCGUUUCACACACUACCGUUAACUAAGAUUUGGGUGCCGACAAAUCCAAAAGGCGCCGAGAGAUUGCCUUCGGGCAUUGUUUCAUCGGAAUCAGAUUUAUAUCUACGCAGAUUGUGGGGCCUACCUAGGCAGGACUUGGACAAUAAGCCGAAAUAUCUGGUGACUUUUACUGUUGGUUAUGAUCUAAGGAACAAUAUCGACAAGGCAGUGAAAAAGUUUUCAGAUAAUUUCACGAUCGUUUUGUUUCAUUACGACGGGAGAACUACCGAAUGGGACAAUUUCGAGUGGUCCAAACGAGCUAUUCAUAUCAGUGCAAGAAAACAGACUAAAUGGUGGUAUGCGAAAAGGUUUCUACAUCCAGACAUUAUAGCCCCUUACGACUAUAUAUUUGUUUGGGACGAGGAUCUUGGAACCGAGCAUUUUGAUGCAGAAGAAUAUAUCAAGAUUAUCAGAAAAUAUGGUUUGGAGAUAUCACAGCCCGGUUUGGAACCGAACAAGAAAAUGCCUUGGCAGAUGACUAAAAGGCGAACCGACUCUGAAGUUCACAAGUACGCAGAGGAGAAGCCCGGUUGGUGUUCGGAUCCUCAUUCGCCUCCUUGUGCAGCGUUUGUGGAAAUCAUGGCUCCUGUCUUCUCUCGGGACGCAUGGCGCUGCGUUUGGCAUAUGAUUCAGAACGACUUGGUCCACGGAUGGGGUCUCGAUUUCGCCCUCCAAAAAUGUGUCGACCCUGCCUAUGAAAAAAUCGGUGUUGUGGAUUCUCAAUGGAUUGUUCACCAAACUAUACCUUCAUUGGGAAAUCAGGUGAGACUGAGGUGCCGGAGAGAGUGGAAUAUGUUCAAUGCUCGUCUGAACAAUGCUGAAAAGGCCUAUUACCGUUCGCUCGGGAUUGAUCCUUCCAAUAACAUAACACAGGGUCAGAGAUAA